This is a messenger RNA of Didymosphaeria variabile, 1113 nucleotides long. RefSeq lists its product as uncharacterized. NCBI's taxonomy places the organism in Eukaryota, Fungi, Ascomycota, Dothideomycetes, Pleosporales, Didymosphaeriaceae. The record is from RefSeq and is a predicted model, not a curated record. Bases 1 to 1113 code for a protein of 370 amino acids. The transcript has 2 exons.
AUGCCUCCUAAGCGUGACGCGCGGCCCGCGAACCUGGCUGCAUUCAUGAGCAGGCUGCCGAAGAAAGUCAAGAGCUCUAUUCUCUCCGAAUCCUUGGGAGCCCACCUCAACGGCGCGAAUGAGUUCAACACGAUCAAGGAGCAGCAGGAGAAGACCAAGGCGCUCAUCUCUGCGGCGGAACAGGUUCAGAAAGAACCGGAGCCGAAGUCGGAGAAGAAGAAGUCGAAGGUUGAGAAGAUGGAAGACGAGCUCCGGUCCACAGGCUGCUACACCACCAUGAAGGACGAGGGCAACAUCAUGCCAAUUUCCGAAUUCUACCGUGAUAGGCCGCGUUCUGCAUUCAAGACUGAAGAGGAGUACCGCGACCGGUGGACGCCCCGUCGCUCACCUCCGCCUCCUGAGAUUCCGCGCUCUUUGCCAGAGGGCUAUUGGCCAAACGCCGGUGACAUUCGUCUUACGAGCGAGGAGAUUCGCCGAAAGAUCUGGGGAGAGCCUCUGCAAGGCUACCCGGAUAUCUACAUCAAGAAUAGGCAGGACCAGGAGCCGGUGCUCGUAUACGAGGGCUUCCCACAACGUGCGCUCGCGCGGCUGAGCACAUGCGUGCACCGAAGAAGCUAUGGCCCAGAUAAUAUGCGCAAGAAGGACAGCGACUACACGCGCUAUCGGUCCAUGACCUUCUCCGGCUGCCAUCCAAGUGGAAUGAAGAUGGCCCUGGAGUUUGUCCGGGACAUGUACAUCGAAACCCGCGUCAGUCCUCCCAUACAUGAAGGAGGUCCUCCACAAGGUGGAGUAAUUAUGCAACCCAUGAAAAUCGAGAGCCCACACGAUGCGAUGAACAUCUACCACGCUGGCUGCGUCCUUGGAAUUGACCGCUACUUGUUCCCUCUCCGUCAGCGCAUUUGCAAGGACAUCGUCGCCACAAUGUAUCAAGUUGAUGGCAAGAACACGAUCCAGUCAGGCCACUUCCUCUGGCUCGCGAUCUCCACCUCUCGCAUCCGCGAGGACGACACUUUGGGUACGCGGAAUCACAGCAACGAUCCGGUGUGGAAGUGCAUUGUCGCAAAUGCAGUGAAGUUGCGGAAGGAGGGCAGAUUCCACGAUGCACGCCUGUAA